AUGCAAAUCUGGAAGCACACGAUGUACUUCCGGAAACUGCACCGGGCCGCGAAGGAAAGAGGCACACUGUUGCGCAAACAAAAGCUCCAAGGCAUGUUCGCCCUCGCUCACAAAGCUGCGGCCGAUCACGACUACAGGGAACACCACAAGCUUAUUAAUCAGCUUGCGCCGCGGGCGGUGUAUCGGAAGUUUCAGCUUCGGAUAGACGGUAAACUCCUCACUCCUACUGAGGAAGUGGCCGAAAUGCGUAAGCACUUUGAAAAACUGUACCAAUCCGAUGCUGCCACCAACCAGCUCCUUGUAGUAGCGCUGACUGAAGAUGUCACGGCCUGCCAGCACGAGGUGCAACAUGCCCUCCAGCGUCUGCCGGGAUCCAAAGCCGGACUCCCAGGGUCGUCUCCUGGGGCCGUGUGGCGCAUGUGCUCAGACAUUACCGCGCCAGCCAUUGCUGAGCAUCUCACCCACAGCUGGAGGGCUGGGGAGACCACUGUGUCCGAUCAGUGGGUGAUAGCUAAGCUCGCUCUUCUCCUCAAACCUGGGAAACCAGGCACCCUUCCCACACACUAUAGGCCCAUAGGACUCAUCGACGCACUGGGUAAAUCGAUCAUAAGCAUGCUGAUGGACAAAAUCCGAUCUGACGUGACCCAAUACAUCCUUGACACCCCGCAAUUUGCGUACAUAAAGGGUAGGUCAACGCAGGAAGCGCUCAGGCGCGUCUUUCACCAUUGUGGCAUGGCCAAAGAUCUUAGAAGUCGGAACCGGAGCACCUUGUACAACCGUCGCUUAGGCCGCCGACCAGCACCGCUGGCAGGCGGCCUGCAGAUUUGCAUUGACCUAAGCACCGCCUUCGAUUUGGUACCCCGCCAGGCACUGGCGGAAGCACUGGCAGAAGCCGGCGUCCAGGAGGGCCCUGCCCAACUGCUGUUGCACUGGAUAGGGCGCAGCAGGUACCGCAUCACGAUUGAAGAUUGUAGCGCAGAGGUCUGCUCCAGCCGAGGGGUUAAACAGGGGUGCCCGGUGUCACCACUGCUGUUCGCAGCCUUCACCUCAAUGCUCCUUCGAAGGAUGGACCAGAGACUGGAGACGGGCUGGACGGCCCGGCACAUGACCCUGUAUGCCGACGACUUCCAUGCUUCAGGCCUGUUCCACACGCGCCAUGAACUUGAUCGCCUCUGUCAAGGAGUAGGAGUAGUCAUUGCUGUCCUUCGUAAACAUGGGAUGAUCGUUAAUGCUGAGAAAGCCGCUGUAAUCCUCACUGUGGGGGGAACGCAGCGGAAAGCUGCCCUUGCUGAAUUCACGAAGGUGGUCAAAGGCACGCGCUUCCUGCGGGUCAGGGCCUCGGGAGAGGACCACCUCCUACCGCUAGUGGAGAAAACCGUGUACCUAGGAGCAGUGGCUUCAUACCGCAACUUCACUGAGCAAACGCUACAACACAGACUUGACGCCUGUAAAGCAACUUGCAGUCGCCUCCGAAAAGUCCUACAAGGCAGACACAAGCUUACGCUAGGCCAAAGGGUUCUGUUGUGGCGCUCCACGGUACUCCCCACGGCUCUAUACUCCUUGGGAGCCUGUGGCCUCAAUGCAGAGCAGCUUAAUUCCCUGCAGACAGUGCUCAUGCGGCAACUUCGUGCGAUUGCGAGAGCCCCCGCUCACAUCACACAUGAAUCUGACUCCGUGCUACUUUCCAGACUUCGCCUGCAGACUCCCCAACAGGCCCUGGAACGGCAACAUCGCGUAUUGGUGGACCGCCGGGAUCCUGAAGAUGUUCAUGUGCAGCAAUCGGAUCACCCAUGGAUGAAACACCUGCAAAGUUGUUGGUCUCCUCCUCCUCCCCAAACUCACUCCGGUCAGUCUACGGUGCACUCCGAACAGCCUGAAGGGAACAGGGAUGCUAGCGCGAAUGCCCACGAUGUUGACAGCCAGUCACCACUAAAUAGGCCUGCCGUGCUCAACGUAGUUUGCGACCCUGUGCAUACUAGACACCUACAGCCUAAUGCCACCUACCACGCUCCACUCCCACCACCCAUUGCUCCCAUGACAACCCCUGCCACAACCACUGUCCCAUCCACCCAUGAAGCCAACGCGCCGCCUGUCGAGGCUGGUCGCGUACAGGCAACAGGAUGGUCAUGCCCUCACUGUCCCAAGGAAUAUCACAGCCUCUCGACCUUGCGCUGGCACAUCACCAAGGUUCACAAGCUCUACAUGCGUAAGGUCCGGUUCAGCCGGGCACAGCAUGCACUUCAGGGUAUGCCGAUCUGUGCCCUUUGUGGCGUCGCCUUCGCGCGAUGGGAGGUGCUGGAGACCCACGUCACCCAGCAGCGCUGCACUCAGGAACUACCCACGGAAAGGUCCGACUCCCAUCCCGCCAUACUCACCGAGGAGACAUCUGUGAAUCAGACCGCCGGCUCGGCUAUGGCAGAGGUCGCACCCACAUUAGCCGUGCCCCACACUUCCCGAUCCAAUGAUGACAAGUCUUGCCACCGACAGCAGGAGACGCAAAGGCCGACGGGUGUGCCAGUCCCUAAGGUAGACACCCAAGCGGAGGGAAGUGCACCAGUGGUCCUGACCUCGCCUCUACGCCUUAAGGAGGCCAUGCAAGUUCUCCGGCUGUCCGGACUCCAGGGACUUAUGAGGGCGGAGUGGAUAAAUGAGCUAGCGCACCACUGCCUAUUCUGUGACCAAUGGCACGACCGUUCCCACACCAUUAAAAUCCACAUGCGCAGCCAACAUCCUGAGCCAUUUGUCUUUAACGAGCAAGCCACUCAGUUGGCCGCCCGUCUAGGUGGAGCCUUCUCGCCGUGCCUCUACUGUGGACAAGCCAGGGCCCAUCCGAGACAACACCUUGCCACUUGCAUCGCGCUCUGGCAAGAGCUCUUCGGUCCGGUGAUGAGGGGCAAGCGCCCCACCACGGCGGAGCCCACGGACGCUGCCAACGCGCCGGAGCGCCAGAACAAGGCAAGCAAACCCAACUCAGGUGGGAAAGGAAAGGGCCAUCGCUACGGCAGGGGGCACCGCUCGGGUGGUCAGCAGGGCGGAGAAUCUCAGGGCCAGACGCAUCAGCAGCGAGGACAACAGGGUCAACAGGAGACGCUGAGGCUGGUGACCAGACUCCUAAUGCACCACCAGGAGGCGAUCUCCACGCUCCGACUCAGCACGGGGUGGGUAUGGUGGCUCAAGAUCCCGGCACCAUCGCCAAUUCCUGCCCUGGUUCAAGCUGCCAAGGUGUGGCGAGAGUCGGUGGUCAAGCCAGACAGCAAGCUCAAGAACACUCCCAUCCGACAGGCCAUGUUCUGGAGCCUGAUAGAAUUCAUCAAGUCCUCGGUCCAAAGCCCGAGCGAGGAGACCCUCAAGAUGGUGAAGAGCUCGGGAUGGGCCAACGACGCUGGUCUAUGGAUCUAUCAGAGGUGGUGCCCAGAUCUCAAGGCGCUGACGGUGGACACUGCGCGGACCCCCAUCUCACCGGGCGAGCUCUUGAGGAUCCUCCAGGAAAUCCAAGGACUUCUCCAUCCAGAUACAUUGUCACGCUUUCAUGCGCUUCGGGGCCUCGAAGAAGGCAUGGAGGGACAAACAGUCCGAGUGCUCAUGGAUGAGAGAGACCAUGCAGCGUCCACCUACGCUUCAGCAGCUCUUGGAUCGCGUGUACUCCUGAGGACCAUCACUCUUAGCAAUCCUGGUAACUAUUACUUCAAUGCCUCCGCUAGAGCUCUCCUCUGGACCAUCUUGCACGGGGACCACUUUUCACAGGACGGCCCGACGGCUCUCACGCACGCUGGAUGCCAGGCAUUCUCCUUUCUGAGUAGGUUGCCGCGUCGCCCUCAUUUCAUACCAGGUAUGCUCCUAUGGCGUUUUGCCAUGACAGGCUGGGCCAAUGCACACAGACAGCAUGACAGCGCCGAAUUCCUCGCACACCUGAUCCGCAAACUCUGCCCCCAGGCCACUUCGGGGGAAUGGGAGGCGCGCCGUGACACGGAGCUCGGGAUUCGCGUUACAGAGUCCGGCGAGUGCCACCAGGCAGUCACUCUGGACCUCCCCAACGGGGAUGAGCUUGGGACUCAAAGCCUCUUACAUGCGUGGCACCAUCAGGCUUCUGUACAUGCCCUUAGGGUGCCGCCUGAGCUCCUGGCGCUCAGAUUUGCUCGAUACACGCACGGACCCGAGGGAGCAUGCAAGCGCCAUGCUCUUAUCACAUGGCCCCGUACUAUCAACAUGUCAUGCUUCACGGGGGAAGGUAUGGAAUCCUGUAAUGUCACAUACACAGUAGCAGCCGCUGUAUUGCACCGUGGUCCGGACAUCCAGGCAGGCCAUUACACCACCAUCAUACAUGACCAUGCCUCAGGUGUUGAUUACUUCUGUGAUGACGGCCUCGAGCCUACAGCCAUGAGCGACACAUCGGAACUCAGACGAGGGGACGCUUUCGCAUCCAGGGAGGUUUACAUGUUGCUUUGCAGGCGAGGGGAUUAG
Molecule: messenger RNA, 4461 nt
Organism: Symbiodinium sp. CCMP2592
Lineage: Eukaryota; Dinophyceae; Suessiales; Symbiodiniaceae
Source: the annotation of a GenBank genome assembly